Messenger RNA from Paramecium pentaurelia, 1417 nucleotides. Lineage: Eukaryota; Ciliophora; Oligohymenophorea; Peniculida; Parameciidae. The record is from the annotation of a GenBank genome assembly.
AUGAAUGAAAAUAGUAUACUUUAGGAUUAUAGGAGAGAAUCAUUAAGUUCAACUAAUUAAACAGUUGAUACUCCAACAUAUGAAGAAAUGGAUUGGGCAGCAUUUCAAUAAUUAUUAAUAUAAGAGAGAAUUGAAGUAAAGAGGAAGAAAAUAAUUAUAGACAAAGAGGUGAUAAUUUCUUAGGUAUUGAAAUUAAGUGGGAUUAUGUCUGUAAUACAAUUUAAGGGAGGUAAUUUGAUAUUUUAGGGGAGUACAAUGGAUUCUAUUUUUGAUGAAGAAUGUAGUAUUUAAGGAUUUCAAAUAGAAGUUUAUUAAACUACACCUUGUAUUAGAGUGCAUUACAGAAACUUAAUGAUUAUGGCAUGUAAUAUUGAGAACUUCUAAAAUUAAGGGAUAUUUAUUAAAUUUGAUAAUUCUUUAACAAUAAAUGAUACAACAAUGAAAGGAUUUUAAGUAUAUAUUGGUUGUGAGAGCAAUGGAACAAUAUUGAGUAUAAAUCAUUCAAUAAUAAAGAGUGAUUGCUAAUAAUAAUAAUCAGUUUUGAUUCAUGCAGACAACCUAAGAGAAUUUAAGAUGGAUAUUAAAAAUUCAAUAAUUGAAGGUAGUUCAGUCAUUAUAACAAAUAGUAAUAAUGUAGAAAUAAGAAUUAAAGAUAAUGAAUUUAAAAAUUAAUAAAUUUCUAUAUCUAUUGAAAAUGUAUAGAAUAAAUUAAUUUUAAUUGAUAAGAAUAUAUUUUAUUUGUCUUUGGAUUAUGCAAUAAAAAUGAAUAAUGUUGAAGUAGACAAAUUACAAUUAUUCAAAAAUACAAUUACUAAAUGUAGAAUUGGAAUAUUCUUAUAAAAUGUAGUAGAAAUCUGUCAAUUAAUAUAAAAUAUUAAACCAAUAUCUAUUAAAUAGAAUGUAUUGACAAGUAUGGAAUAAACAGCUAUUAUUAUUCGAGAAGUAAUAUGUAUGGAAAUAGAUGAAAUCAAUAUAUAAGACAAUACUAUUGGAAUGGAUAUAGAUAUCAGUACAUCCAAAAUACCAGAAUAAAAUAAUAUCAAUCCUUUUAUUAUAACAAUUAAAAACUCUACUAUAGGAUCUAAUCAUAUUCAUGGCAUCUUUCUCAAUAGCAAUUUAUAAUAUCAUCCAAUCAAUCUUCAGAUUUCUAAAACUGCAUUCUUCUCUAAUUGUAAUGCUUUGAAUCUUUCUCAUUAAGGAGAAUCUAAUGAUAAAAGUAAGUCUCAAAAUAUUAAAUAGGAUUCAAGAUAAAUAUUAAUAGUUGCCAAUUCCAAGACAAUCACUUUUCUAAUUCUAAUUCAAAUUAUGAACUCAAUAUCAUUAAUACUAACAUUGUAGUAAGAAAAUCUAAAUAAUUUGAUAGCAUAAUAAAUAACUUAUUAUUAAAUCAAGGUCAAAAAACUGUCAAAUUAUGUGA